AUGAUACCGGGAGGGAUAUUGGGUCUACUAAGGUUACAGCGCGUUCAUGUUAACACUCAAGAUUGGUAUCAAAAGUGUCGCAAGUUUUUGCAAUGCGUAGCAGAGGCGGCAAAGGAUGCGGCGAAUAGGUGGAUAAUCACCAACUUCAUCAGGCUAUGUAUCUUUUCCUGGCUAGGCAUUCGGCACACUUGCUGCGAUCUCUGUCAGUUCAUGGGCUCACUCAUCGAAGUGGCCGAACCUGACCUUCAGCGUACGCCUCAACCGCGAUACUCCCCAGACGAGUUGCGCCGCAUCCAAGAAGAAGACGCCUAUCUCGCACGUCUCCUAGAAGACUUGGUACUACUCUUUGACGCACGGUACGACUCGCAUGACGGCGAUCUAUUAUCUUUUGUCGACGAUGUACUAGUACCGGAGGUCAACAUCGUACUGGAACGACUGAAGCAAGAGGACGAGGCUGCACAUGCUGCGGGUAGGCGAGAAAUGGGUGUCAUCAUGGUUGAUGAAGGCGAGAACGGUUUGAUCGAAGAAGACGAAAGCGGAUCGGUUGAUGAGGUCGAUAAUGAUGCUGUAGACGAAUAA
Messenger RNA from Alternaria ethzedia, 579 nucleotides. RefSeq lists its product as uncharacterized. The transcript has a single exon. The coding region runs from base 1 to 579 and encodes 192 amino acids. Lineage: Eukaryota; Fungi; Ascomycota; Dothideomycetes; Pleosporales; Pleosporaceae. The record is from RefSeq and is a predicted model, not a curated record.